GAAUUACUCAGAAAGCGAGAUGUGAGUGAACCAGUAUAACUGUUUAUUCCUAGAUUUCUCAUUGAAUUAUUAAGAUAAUAAAUGAAAAUUUAAAUGGAAAAACACUUCAUAUCAAUGUUUACUAUCGUAUACAAAUCAACUGGAUAGCAAGCAUAAAAUGAAAUGCAGAAAAAUAAUUACCAGGGUGUUUAUUAAAAUUAACUUCUACGAUUAUUGUACACUACUGUUUUCAUUAUUCUUGUACAUAAAUUCAUCCCAAUUUACAAUCUAUGCAACUGAAUUAAAAUCUAAUUAUCAAGUAUUUGUAAAUAUGCAAGAAGAAAUGGGUAGAACAGCUGUAGUCGCUGAUUUGAAGAAGCUAUUCGCUGAAGCUUUAUCUCAAACGUCUUCCGAACAAAUAAUCAGUUCAAACUUUGAACCAAAAUUUAAAUUUCUUGAACCUAAUCCCCUAUUUUUUCUUGAUGUAUUAAAUCCAAAUGAUCAGUAUUUACGAGUGAAUUCACGGGUGAACAGAGAAGCUGUUUGUUCAGUUGAACAACUAUGCUGUUCUUCAGGUAUUUCAUACAAUGAAUAUAACAAACAAAUUUCAUCAGGAGACAGUAAACCAUGUGUAAUAGUUCUUCUUCUUCUAGUUGACUUUGUAGAUACUCAUCAUGACAUUAGUAACAGUUUUAAACAGAUAAUACUACAAGUUAAUGUACAAGUGUUGGAUAUAAAUGAUAAUGCACCAGAAUGGAGUUCUCAUGAAUCACUGACUGUUUCAGCCUAUCACGUGGAUAAGCAUUCAGUUAUCUAUCAAAAACUACAAGAAAUUAAUAAAGUCAUCCCUAAGCUAGAUUUAACCAUUUCAGAGCAUACUGAUGUAGGCACAAGAAUUGCAUUACCACAAGCUAUGGAUCCAGAUGCUAGACCAGAAAAUACAACUUCUAUGUACGGAAUUUAUGCACAAACAGUCAGUGGAGCCUUUUCACUCGAUUGGGAUACAGUAUCAAGCAAUACAGAUGCAUCACGUAAUACUGGUUCCGGUUUAUGGUUGACUGUAAAUAUGGAUUUAGACUAUGAAAAUAGAACAACACAUGAAGUUUUAAUUUAUGCUUCAGAUGCAGGUAAACCAACUCCUCUAACUGGCUAUCUAUUUUUAAAUAUUUCAAUAACCGAUAUAAAUGAUCACCCACCUUUAUUUUUAAAACGUUAUGAUGAAAUAUGGAUUAAAGAACACUUACCAAUCCGUACACCAAUAUAUCGCCCAACAGUUACAGAUAAGGAUGUAACCGACAGAUCACGUCUAAAAUUCAGUUUUUCACCAUCUGUAUCAGCAGAAACGAAACAGUUAUUUCAAGUUGAUCGAACAACUGGAUCAAUAUCAGUGUACGGUCAUGUAGACUUUGAACAUACACAUAAACAUCGUAUUCCUAUUUUAGUAACAGAUGGUAAAUGGACAGAUGAAUCUGAACUGGUUGUAAAUGUUAUCAAUUUAAAUGAUCAUGUACCUAAGAUACAACUUCAUUCACCAUUAGAAUUCAGACAAAUGGAUCGAAAUUUUUACUUUGCUAAUAGUAUCAGUGAUACACUACACUCUUCAAGAUUUCAUUUAACUAUACUAGUGAAAGAGAAUGGGCCACCAAAUCAAUUGGUAGCAACAGCAACUGUGACUGACAAAGAUUUGACUGCUGAACUACGUGCAAGAAAAUUGAACAAUGCAAAAUUAGCUCAAGAAAAUCCUGUUAUUUUUUCGUCACAAUCAUCGUUAACACUACCGCCAUACAUGAAUACAUCACAAAAUUUCAGGUAUUCACAAAUCCUUGAACCGGUGUGUAAAGUAAAUCACAAAGCAUUUCAAAUAAGCCCAUUACAUGUCGGUGAAAAUGUAUUAGAGAGUGGAAGGUUUAGAUAUAAAAUUAACCUAGCUGAUACGUCUUUGGAUAGGGAACAAGAAGCUAGAUUUUUUGUCCAUAUAGAAUGUCAUGAUAACGAUGAAUAUGAUAAUGGAUACGACUUUAAUAAAAAAGUUGAUCGAACUGUUUUACAUAUGUCAGAAUACAGAAGACAUUCAUCAACAGCCAUUUUAGAAGUUAUUGUCGCUGAUGAAAAUGAUUGUACUCCAGUAUUUAAAGGUCCUUUAACAGGCAUUCUUGAGGAAGGAGCACCGGUUGAUACAGUUGUCUUAAAGCUGAGUGCUGAAGAUGCUGACGAUCCAGCAACGAAUGCUGGAAACCUUGGACUUCGUUACAAACUACUUACAGAGGGUAAACCAACGUUCGCUAGCAAUAAAAAAGAAAACAGUGGUGAUACUCCAUCUUCCCAAUUGAAAGAUUCAAACUUGCCACCACAGCCAUGGUUUCAACUGAAUCCUAUUAGUGGUGAGUUAAAGUCCUUGGUAAUAUUUGACAGAGAAUUAAUUAAAUCGAUAUCUUUACUGGUUGAAGUCCGGGAUGGAGGUGACGUGAACAUGAAAACCAUACCUGUAAUGCACACUAAUAAUUCUACAAUGAAAGAAAACAAAAUCAACGCUACUGUGACAAUCGAAAUCGCGGAUGUUAACGAUUGCAUACCGACUUUUACACAACAAAUAUAUGAAUUCAAUAUAAGUGAAGAUUCAAGACCGCCAGUACGUAUCGGAAAAGUUGAAGCAUAUGAUUGUGAUGUAGACGAAUCAAACAGACAUUUAAAUUAUUGGCUUCAAUCUGUUCACCAUUCAAUGCUCAAUGAUAAAUCACAUUUUACUAAUGAUAAGGAUUAUUCCCUAAAAAAUUCUACCUAUUUCACAAUACAUUCCAAUUUAAUCAACUGGUUUUCAAUAUCUAAAUCCGGUGACUUGUAUUUUCGUAUGCCACAAAUGAAUUCACAAAUUACUGGAUCUAAUUUUAAUGAUCAAUUUAUGCCAUUAGAUCGUGAAAGACUGGAACUUAUUAUAAUGGAUUUAUUUGCUAAAGAUAACGGUAAACCAUCUUUAACUGGAUCAGCACAAAUUGUUCUGAGAAUAUUAGAUGUUAAUGAUAAUGCACCUGAAUGGGAAUUUCCUAGAGUACAACACAGAACGAUUAAUCUCAGUGCAGAUGCAGCUGUCGGCCAUAGGAUAGCACAAUUAAUUGCUAACGAUCCAGAUGAAGGUCUUCGAGGCAAAGUAACCUAUAGUUUGCUAAGUGGUAAUGAAGGCGGACAAUUUGAAUUAGACUCUGAAAGUGGAUGGCUGUAUUUGGCACAAUCAAUAACCACUUACCAUUCUUCUUCAGCAUCAUCUCGUCAAGAAGACAACAAGAAUAACAAAAAUGAAGAGCAGAUUAAAUUUAAAAAAUGGAAUCCUAUAACAACUUCAAUGUUUCGUCUAUAUGUUCAAGCUACAGAUCAUGGUGUACCGCCAAAAUCUUCAUCAUCUGUUUUAGACAUUUUUAUUCAAAAACCAUUUAUAUCUCCACCACAAAUUAGUAGACCACAAAAAUCUCGGAUAAAAGCAUUUGAUGAAAAGAAUAAAAGAAUAAACAACAAUGGAAAUAUUGACUACGAAUCAGAAGAAGCAUUGAAGUUGUCUUCACAUUCCGUAAACGCUGACGUUUCACAUUCAUGGAGUUCCCAGCUAAAUCAGUCACAUAGAGGUGGAGUAAUACUUUCAUCGGAUCUAUUAAUAUUGAUUGCCAUGGUGAUAGCAACAUUAGCGGCACUAGUUUUAAUUUUUAUUCUAUUUGUGAUAGUUCGUUGUCGUGGUGUUAAAACACAACAUCCAAUGAGACCAGGAGAAUCACAUUAUCAGUUCAAUGAUCCACAGCGUAAUCAUUUACAGAAUCAUCAUUCCGAAGAACAACAACAAACACCUGGAAAAAAGUGGCGUAUUAGUUUUGGUACUUCAUCCGCUGACUUACCAAGAAAUAAACUGAAGAAAAAGCUUCCAGAAUCUCAUUUUAGUCUGACACAGUGUUUACGUUCACCUCAGCAUAAAUGUCCAAUUCCUUGUCAUAAAAGUCAAACACUGAGAUCAGGUUGCUUCAGUGGAUUAAGGUACACUUCAGAACAAGGAAAUCAAGAUGAAAACUGCCGACUAACACCGUUAUUAUUUACUAGUACCUCAAUAAAAUCUGAUCAUCAGUCAGAUGAUGUGACAAUGUAUUCAACACGCAUUCCAGUAUCUGUUUCACUAGUUCCUUCAGGACCAAGUAGUUUGGAUGAAAAUUACAAGUCUAAUGAUUACAGUAUUUUACUUCAUACUGGUCAUUUAAUAGAACCUAUUCUAGCUCAACCACAAUGUACUCAUCGUUAUUUAAACAAUGUUCAAUCAUUUAAACAAAAUUACACUACAAAUGAUAAUGAAAAAUGGCUUCUUGGUACUCCAAAUUGUACACUAUUGUCAACAAAACCAACUCUAUAUUCAGAUGGUGAUCAUACUAACGACAACACUAAUAAUAACAACAACAGUGAUAGCAAUAUAACUUCAUCAACAUUCCCUGAAAAUACUACAGCACAAAUCAAUCUUUGUUCACUUGAAGACCAUUGUAACAAUAACGAUGUCAAUAAUCAUAAUAAUAAUAAUAAUAGUAAUUUAAAUGAACAAAUAAAAUCUGUUUAUCUGUGUGAUAAUGAACAAGUGAACAAUACAAUGCAUCAUACAUAUACACCAUUGAAGUGUAAACAACAUUCCAUUGGUACACCAGAGAAAAAGUAUAACAGAGACAAUCAUAAUUCCAGUUUUGUUUAAAUUAAUCAAGUCAAAAAUGUUUUAAAUUGCUUUUUUCCCUCUUAUUGUAUGUUUUCUUAUUAUUAUUGUCAUACAUACUUAUGCAAGCAAAGCCUCUUUCCUUCAAAAGUAUGAAUGAAUGUUAGUGUAAUCCAUCGGGUUAAUAAUCUGCUCUCUUAUUCAUACUUUUUUAUCUUUUGCACAUUCUGUGGCAUUAGUACCCGUCUCUUCGUGUGUUUUUCUUUUGCUCGCUUUUUUUUCAUUUUCAAGCCAUACUACUAAUUUCUUUCAUUUUCCCCUUUUGUCUUUAAACAAUUAAUUUCCUAAAAAUAACUAUCAAGUAAAAAGUUAUGUAUGUAGAGGAAAAAGGCAAAGUAAUUCGAAAAACUUCUUCACAAUCUUAAAUUAUUAUUUUUCUUGCAUAAAUAUAAGACAGGAAAAAAGAAUAAUAAAUACUUCAACACUUUUAAUGCAUCAAUUGCGUACAUAAACACACACGUAGCGAGGGAGAGAGAAAGAGCGCGCGCGCGCAAUAAAUUACAAAUAAUUAAAAACUGUUAAUAUGAGAUAUUUACUCUUUUGUUUCGCAGUUGACACAUUUUUCUACAUGGAUUAUAUAAUAAGUUCAAAAUCAUGUAUAACUGCAGUAAAAUCUAUAAAAAGAACAGAAUAAGACAUUUAUGUAUUAUAUGAAGUAUGCGAAGACAAAAAGUAUUACACAAUAUUCUCUUUCUCUCUCUCUCUCCGUAUCUUUAUUAUGAUAACACUAAUCAGUAUAGCAAUCUAAUGAUGAUAUUAUUUAUGUAUGUGUCUUAAAACUUAUAUACAUUCUUAGUGAUAACAGUAUAUACGUAUAUGUAUAUAUAUAUAUAUAUAUUGAUUCGCAUUCAUUUUGCCUUUUAAAUACUA
Molecule: messenger RNA, 5575 nt
Organism: Trichobilharzia szidati
Lineage: Eukaryota; Metazoa; Platyhelminthes; Trematoda; Strigeidida; Schistosomatidae
Source: the annotation of a GenBank genome assembly